Camarhynchus parvulus is the source of this 2377-nucleotide messenger RNA. It is a transcript of the gene AMPH, whose product is annotated as amphiphysin. Lineage: Eukaryota; Metazoa; Chordata; Aves; Passeriformes; Thraupidae. The transcript is spliced from 23 exons. Gene Ontology annotation, biological process: synaptic vesicle endocytosis. The coding region runs from base 86 to 2377 and encodes 763 amino acids. Gene Ontology annotation, molecular function: protein binding; phospholipid binding. The record is from RefSeq and is a predicted model, not a curated record. Gene Ontology annotation, cellular component: synaptic vesicle; plasma membrane; cytoplasm.
UCCUGCCUCGCCGCUGCCGCUCGUAGCUGCCGGGCUCUGCCUCGCCCGCCUUCUCUCCCCACCCUCCUAAUCCCCACCACCAGCCAUGGCCGACAUGAAGACAGGCAUCUUCGCCAAAAACGUCCAGAAACGCCUCAACCGCGCUCAGGAGAAGGUUCUUCAAAAAUUAGGAAAAGCAGAUGAAACUAAAGAUGAACAGUUUGAAGAAUAUGUUCAAAAUUUCAAACGGCAAGAGGCAGAGGGUUCCAGACUCCAGAGAGAACUGAGAGGAUAUUUAGCAGCCAUUAAAGGAAUGCAAGAUGCCUCAAAGAAGCUUACAGAGUCUCUCCAUGAAGUGUAUGAGCCAGACUGGUAUGGACGUGAAGAUGUGAAAAUGAUUGGAGAGAAAUGUGAUGAACUUUGGGAAGACUUCCAUCAAAAACUGGUGGAUGGGUCAUUGUUAACGCUGGAUACAUAUCUAGGACAAUUUCCUGAUAUCAAAACUCGCAUUGCAAAACGAAGCAGAAAGCUAGUGGAUUACGACAGUGCAAGGCAUCAUCUAGAAGCCCUGCAGAGCUCAAAAAGAAAAGAUGAGGGCAGAAUCACCAAGGCAGAAGAAGAAUUUCAAAAAGCACAGAAAGUGUUUGAAGAGUUUAACACUGACUUGCAAGAAGAGUUGCCAUCUCUGUGGUCACGACGAAUUGGCUUCUAUGUGAACACCUUCAAAAAUGUAUCCAGCCUUGAAGCCAAGUUUCACAAGGAAAUAGCUUUACUAUGUCACAAACUAUAUGAAGUGAUGACAAAGCUGGGGGAUCAGCAUGCAGACAAGGCCUUCACCAUUCAAGGGGCACCAAGUGAUUCAGGUCCACUCCGCUUUGCAAAAACACCAUCACCACCAGAGGAGGUCUCUCCCCUACCUAGCCCUACUGCUGGUCCCAAUCAUAUGCUGGCACCAGCGUCUCCGGCACCAGCCCGACCUAAGUCACCUACACAGCUGAGGAAAGGUCCACCUGUCCCACCAUUGCCUAAGCUCACACCCACAAAGGAGUUGCAACAGGAGAACAUCAUUAACUUAUUUGACGACAACUUUGUCCCAGAAAUCAAUGUGACAACCCCAUCACAGAAUGAAGUACCUGAAGCUAAGAAAGAGGAAUCGUUACUGGAUUUGGACUUCGACCCUUUCAAGCCAGAAGCAGUAUCAACAGGAGUUAGUCAUUCACCCAUGUCUCAGACAUUGCCAUGGGAUCUAUGGACGACAAGCAGCGAAUUGGUGCAGCCGGCAUCCACCAUAGCAUUUAAUGGAUUUGCACAGGAUAUCUCUGCAUUUAGAGUGCAAUCAAAUGAAAAUGUGGAAGAGCCUUUGAAAACUGAGGCUGAAGAAACUCCACCUGGGGAACCUAAGGCUGAGGAAACCCCUGCUGCUGCUGCUGUUGUAGAAAAGGAGGCCAUCCCUGCUGAGCCAGCAGAGCAGGCUGUGGAGAAUGUUGAGGCAGGAGAUAAGGAGGCAACUGGAGCUGCCGAGAAGGAAAGCGAGGUGAUGCCUGUUGGUGAGAGCACUGCGGUGUCAGAAGAGAGUGCAGCUGUGGCAGCAGGAGCUGCCACCACUGAGCAGGAGGAUGUUGCUGAAGGUGACAAACCUCACGGAGAAGAAAAAAGGCUGAUAUGUCUCAGCACUCUGUCUUUACCAGCACAAGCACGGAAUAAAGCUCAAACUCUCUUCCUCGUGGAUGGACUCCCUGUAUUUGACGAUGCCUCCUUGAAGCCAGUCUGUUCUGGGUCCUUUACUGGCCCUUUACUAGGAGCCAGCCUCCAUUACACAGCCCAGUCGCUCCCAGAGGACACUGUCAAGUUUAUCUGCAAAGUAACUGGUGGUCACAGUUCACCUACAUCCACUGAUGGCCAAACACAAGUGAUUCUGAAGCAGAGAGAAGUAUCCAUUACCAGAGGGCACAAGACAACUGAAUCAAUGGACUGUAUAGCUGAGGGUAUUCCUGACUUCCAGUACGUAUAUAUACAUUGGUACCGACACAUACCCGCCAAAGCUCCAGAAUGGAUUCUGUACAUUGGACUCAGUGCAGUUUCUUAUGAUGACAAUUCCUAUAGGAACAAGUAUUCUUCUUCAAAGAAAGACACACAAAACAACAACAACAACUACAGCAUCAAUAACAAACAGAACCAGGAACCGGUAACAGCCUCCCCGGCCGCCGGCUCCCCUUCGGUGCAGUUGCGUCACCGCCGGCAGGGGGCGCUGUUGGCUUCCGGUGGGCAGGGCGCGUGCGCAGAUUCCCCGCACGGCUGGAUGGAAGAGGGGCUUUGGCUCACGAAACCCGGUGGGGAUUGUCCGUCCCGGGGCCCCAGCAGGACUCUUGGAAGCAGCAAGCUGGGACAGCAGCAAUGA